GGAUGGUGUUAUUAAUGCCUUCAACAAAUAGGCCCUAUGUUGCUGAAAAAAGCCUAAGAUGGUUUAUUGGUCGUAAAUUUGGACUCCAAGCUGUUGUUCAGCUGAUCUCAGGUGCCCCAAACCUUUGUCAAACCAGACCAACAAACUUAGCUUCGGUUUUGGUUAAAGGGUUUCCCCCCAGAGUAGGGUAGAUUAUAAUUUAAGAGUUUAAAAUGCUAACUAGUUUCUUUCUUAUGUGUGCACCCGUGUAGGUGUGAGAAACAUCGUCCCUACCCCCCAGUUAACCGCUUUCUGAGCAUCUCAAAUAAAGGAGGCAGGACUAUCAGGUCACAUUUGCAUGUGUAAGCGAGUGCUUAUCCUCUCCAAACACAAACAAUGGGGAAGUCGUUAAAGAAACCGUCUGUCCCAGCAAAAAAAAAAAAAAAACCUCCUUAAACCCGUCAUUUGUCACGUUGUUUCGACCAAAGCCUCCUAUCUGUCUCAUCUGAGUGACUGUGCUCAAGGCGGCUGAUCUGUCCUUGAGCAGGUGACAGACAUGGGGCUCUGCUUUUUAACGCAUCAGAUCGAUGCCUUAAACAUCCUUCAUGAACUGCGAGCUCACGCGACCACCAGUAAUGCAGAUGGCGAAGCCCAGUGUUCAGAUGCUUUAGCGGCCGGUAAAGUAGCUGUUCGCCCGGGAGAUUUCAUGAAGCAGCCCCGCAGGCUGAAGACUAUCGCGGAGAGAGCGCGAGAGAGCUGCCUCACACGACUGCACGAGAUACUGACACAGCUCAUAUCUAUAGAGGAAGACUUUAUAAAAGAGGUUACUUACGAGAAGAGUUUGCUCAAACGUAAGGACAGUGUUGAGUUGAAGAACAUAUGCUUGAGAAUGUCUGUUGCAGAAGGUAAUUCUCACUCUAAUAGAGACUUGAGGGAGCUUCGGGACUGUCUUCGACUUAUCGUCGGUAACCUGCUCACACAUGUGCGGGAUGAAAACAAUCUCUCAUCCACCUUGACCGCUCACAGACUGAGAGAGCUGUCUAACUCCUUCCCUGAUAUCUGAAGAUCAAGAGAUUUGUGAAUUCUAAGGAACUACCUCUAGCUCGUAAAUAAGAACUCACUACCUUUCCUUAGAAAAGAAACAAGCCAAAAACAAAUCUGUGAAUCAAUGAAUGUGAAAUAAGUAUGAUGCUCAAAUUCUGAUCGAAGGUGUUGAUCUUCACAAGAAGUGUUUUGCAUUGAAAGCUCUCUAUAUCUUCAGCUUGCUGAGUUGUCUUUCAUGUUUAUUGUUUUGCGUCAGUCACUACUCAAGCCUAAAGAUGACAGAACAACAUUCUCUCGACGCAUGCCAGUAUCAUGAGUCUGUGCUCAGCUGACUGUACAGGUAAAACAAGUCUAAUAGCUGCUGGUGCUGAAUCCACUCUCAACUCCACAGGUGGGAUGACGGUCACACCUCGGGAUGGUCUGGUGUGGCCGCCUUUGUCACCUGCUAAAAAAAGAGUUAAGGAAUGUAUUGGGUGGGGGAGGGGUGUGUUUAAAAUGCGUUUUGUGUUUGUGUAUUAGAAUUAAAGGAUUAUGACAUUACAGUGUAAUUAUGUUCCAAAUAAAAUCAUUUUCAGUGUUACAACAAA
Messenger RNA from Megalobrama amblycephala (Wuchang bream), 1610 nucleotides. It is a transcript of the gene dleu7, whose product is annotated as deleted in lymphocytic leukemia 7. The record is from RefSeq and is a predicted model, not a curated record. The transcript is spliced from 2 exons. Bases 536 to 1042 code for a protein of 168 amino acids. Lineage: Eukaryota; Metazoa; Chordata; Actinopteri; Cypriniformes; Xenocyprididae.